Strongyloides ratti is the source of this 912-nucleotide messenger RNA. RefSeq lists its product as hypothetical. Lineage: Eukaryota; Metazoa; Nematoda; Chromadorea; Rhabditida; Strongyloididae. Bases 1 to 912 code for a protein of 303 amino acids. The transcript is spliced from 3 exons. The record is from RefSeq and is a predicted model, not a curated record.
AUGAUUCUUAUUGGUAUGAUAAUAAUGUUUCUUGAAUUUAUUUUUGUAAUUAAUGCUUACGAUAGAUUUCGAAAAGUACAUAUCAAAGAUGAUUAUUCAUUAUAUUGGAAUCCAUUAUUAAUUCAACAAAAACCACUUGAUAACGAAAUCAACUAUAUUAAAGAAUGUUAUGCAUUUAUUGAUAAGAAAGGUAUAUAUGGAACUAAAAGUUCACAGGAUAAUUUACAAAAUAAUUGUAUAAUUUCAAUAUCUACAUUAUCAUUUGAUGAAGAUAUGUAUAUAAAGUUUAUGGUAUCUAAUGUUAUAUGUAAAUAUUAUCCAAAUCUUUACAUGAAUCUUACAUUUCCGGAAAAUAAUAAAAAAUUUAAAAUUAAUUAUUGUUCAAUGGAAAAAAAUACGUUUCCAAUAUAUUACAAAGAAGCUAUUUUAGAAUAUGAGGUUAUUGGAUUACCAAUAAAAUUUAAACUUGAUUUUAUACCUUUUAAUCCUGUUUGUGGUAGUAAAAUUCAAACUUAUCAAAUAGGACAAAUUAUAACAUUAAGAAAACCAUUAAACUUUCAAAGACCAUGUACAUUAAUUCUUCCCGGAAAUUCAGUUUUAAAAAUUUUAAAUUACAAUUUCAAUAUUAACAAUAAUGUAAAUUGCAUUAAAUUAUAUGAUGGAAGGGUUUAUAAUGGUGACAUUGAUAAAAAAGAAGAAAUAUGUUCUAAUAAUAUAAGAAAAAAUAAAGAAAUCAAAAAAAUAUUUGACAUUUCAUGUUCACAGGGGGAAUUAAUUAUUGAUACAUUUUAUGACAAAUUUAAAAAUGUUAAAAUGUAUGAAGAUAAUAAUUAUAAUGAAACAUCAGUAACAUUUAUAAUAACCAAACUUCCUGAAACUGAUUUUAGUUUAGUAAAUAGUUUUAUAUGUUGA